AUGAAUCCUCCCUCGAAAGAAAUCACUAUAACCGCAGAAGAAGUGGCCAUAGAUAAACUUCAAAAAAAAUUAAAGAAUAAAAAAAAGCAAAGCUUCCCAAGACGCAUACAUUGCUUUGAUGUUUAUCAACUUGCAAUGAAAAAGGCCAACGGAAAUAGACUGCUUUUGCCCAGUCGAGAAUUUUAUAAAAUAUCCGGAGAAUAUUGGAAAGAAAUAAAGAAGUCUCAAGAUAGAAAUCUACAAAAUGAAUACAAAAAAAUAGCGCGAGAUGCACAAAAAAUUUUAGAUGAGAUGUUAAAUCAUGACAUUCUAGUCGAAUGCUCGCAAUGUAACUUCAAUUACUACGGAUAUUAUCCAAGCAUCUCGAACGAGACGUCGUCGCAACCUUGCCAAUCUCAUUUAAUUGCACAUAACUUCGCUCAUUGGCAACAAAAUUAA
Messenger RNA from Ambispora leptoticha, 438 nucleotides. Lineage: Eukaryota; Fungi; Glomeromycota; Glomeromycetes; Archaeosporales; Ambisporaceae. The record is from the annotation of a GenBank genome assembly.